AUGUUGCCCCGACCAGAAGACGACAAGAAAGACUCUCACAACACCAACAACACUAGCAGCAACAACAAUGAAAACGGCACUCAAAACAAUGAGGAGAAAAGCGGCAGCGCAAAACCAAAGAACCCGGACAUUCAGAUCCCCAGCAUACACCCCAUAGAGCACGGAGAGUCGCUGGCGUCUCGCGCCGAGGGUUUGGUGGGCAAGUUUGUCGAUGAGUUUGGCAACAUCCUGGACUGGGAUGGGACGGUGCUGGGGUCGGUAGAGGGCGAUCUUCCGUCCAUGGUGGGACGGCCUGUGUCGGAGUCGGGGGAGAUUCUGGAUAGUGCGGGAGAGGUGGUGGGAUAUGUGUCUGAGAACCACACGAAGCCGACUCUAAGUGAUCUGGAAGGGGGGUUGAAGAUUGACGGGGACGGGAACAUCUACAACAAGAAAGGCGAAAUCGUUGGAAAGAUGAAUAAGCCGUCAACAGGGGAGAAACAGGGGGAGACAUCAGGACAGCAGAGUAAGGGCGAAGGAAAAGCUUCAAAUGAUGCGGGCAAGGCGAAUGCCUCAACAGGACCGAGCCCGUCGGAGGUGUACCUGGAUGUCAAGUCGACUCAUGAUGGCAUCCAGCUGAUCAUCAAGAUACCCACCGUGUUUAGAAGUUAA
Messenger RNA from Trichoderma citrinoviride, 648 nucleotides. RefSeq lists its product as hypothetical. NCBI's taxonomy places the organism in Eukaryota, Fungi, Ascomycota, Sordariomycetes, Hypocreales, Hypocreaceae. The transcript has a single exon. The coding region runs from base 1 to 648 and encodes 215 amino acids. The record is from RefSeq and is a predicted model, not a curated record.